Molecule: messenger RNA, 483 nt
Organism: Cantharellus anzutake
Lineage: Eukaryota; Fungi; Basidiomycota; Agaricomycetes; Cantharellales; Hydnaceae
Exons: 4
Coding region: 1-483 (160 amino acids)
Source: RefSeq, a predicted model, not a curated record
AUGUGGUAUUACUUUUCCAUCCAGCGGCAACCUUCAAGCCUGCAAGCUCUAAGGAGUUUAAGAGCCCCCGGACUGACUAGGGGAACGUGCCACAGCUUCCAUACGUGCUUGAUUGUGAGCGAGAGAACGAAAUUCCGCAGAGCCCAGGUCCCCGACGUCGGCAAAGAUGUGGAGCAAAUCGAGGACAAGGUGGAGAAUCUAGCACGGCUUGACGAGGGGCUUGCCUAUUUCUACCGAACGACAAUGCAAGAGUAUUCGGUUCUGGGGAUCAUGAAUGCCAAGGACCGAUUUUUUGAGAACGACUUCUCCCAUAUGUCACACAAGGCAAUUGGACGAGAGAUCUCGCGAGCUAGCCCGAUGAGUCGUUGGCAGGGAAUCAUAGAACCGGGGCGGACAGCAUUUCGAGGCCUGAAGGGCGAGUUCGAACGGACAGAGGCUCGACAACCCUUUACCCCAUCCGCAACACACAAAAUUGGGGACUAA